Fulvia fulva is the source of this 612-nucleotide messenger RNA. RefSeq lists its product as uncharacterized. The record is from RefSeq and is a predicted model, not a curated record. Bases 1 to 612 code for a protein of 203 amino acids. The transcript has a single exon. NCBI's taxonomy places the organism in Eukaryota, Fungi, Ascomycota, Dothideomycetes, Mycosphaerellales, Mycosphaerellaceae.
AUGGCAGGAAGCACACAGUUGGUCAACUCCAGACUCACCCUUUCCGCUCAAGAUCUGACUUUUCCAUACAGGACAAUCACAGAGACCAAUAGCAUGGUGAUACCAACCACAACGAAGUACCUCUCAACCACACAAACCAGCACCCGCACCACAAUAGUCGAUCUGUGGACCGCAAGCCCUGCCUGCACGGCAGUACCCAAGUUCGAAUGGGUGCGUGACUGGCGAUCUCAGCGAUCACAAAGGACGGCAGAUCUCGUGAAAGCAGCGUGCAGCUGCAUUGAGAUUCCAGAGUCAACCAGCACAACUCUCGCAAUCGCAACCUCAACGCCGACUGUCACAAUCACAGAAGGCAUCACCGGCCUUGCUGAGGUCACUGCAGUGGAGACCCAAGUUGUCGUGCACACCCAUACCAAGUUCACCUUCUUGAGCAAUGAGAUGAAGGUCGACCUUGCCAACAGGACGGUAGUACUCAACGACAAGAGCUUGGUACUGCCGAGGAUAGAUCGCGUUGGUGCGGCUCAUCAGAGCAAUCGGUCGAGCAGAGCAGGUCCGGGGGCUAUGAUGGCGGGUGUUGUGAGGCAUAUUGGGGCGUGGAAACAUGCUAUCAGUUAG